GUCGGUGCCCCGGAUGUUGGGUGUGGCCGGGUAAUCAAUAUGGCUGUGGUGUCAAGGUCGCUCAGCGAGGAACUCUUCACCGCAUCGAUGGACGUCCAGCCAAGUGUGAUAGGUUCAUGGUUCCUUAUGACUUUGGAAGGUUAUCUCCAUCAUUUCCCACAUAUGUGCCUCUGCUUAGGCUACAUACUACAUGUAUUAUGAACUCAGAGGAGGCUGAGUGUCCUCCUACACAGUUGGAACCAGUGGACUUAACAGUGAACAAGAGUCGCUGUUCCCUCUCACCUGCAUCUUCUCCUGCCAGUCUCCCUGCAUCACCCACAAUUCCUUCUUCUCCCUCAUCCACUGCUGACAGUUACUCCUGUGUGGAUUUAAGACUUAACAAAGAUUUUAAUUCAGAUGAAGAAAUAUCAGAUCCCAUAUCUAAGCCAGAUUCUUCAACCUUACUUUCUCUCCAAAGGAUAAAAGAGGCAUCAAUUGCUAUGUUUCACAUGGAAAAGGAACCAAGCUUCUUUAACAACCUGUUACAGAAGGGCUUGUUAGAGCAGCCUGAAGAUCGUAUGGUUAUCUGUAAUCCUUUGCUAAAUGCCUCUAAAAUGUUUAAUGAAAGCAUUGGUCUACCCAGUAACGUGGUAAAGGAUGGAGUAGACAUUUAUUCUGAAAACCUACGAAGGAGAAAAACACAUAAAUGUGAUUUUGUGGGCUGUGAGAAGGUUUACACCAAAAGUUCACAUUUAAAAGCCCAUAAACGAACUCAUACAGGAGAGAAACCUUACUCAUGUUCAUGGGUUGGCUGUACAUGGAAGUUUGCUCGUUCAGAUGAACUCACCCGGCAUUACAGAAAGCAUACUGGCCAAAAACCAUUUAAGUGCCAGCUAUGCCAGAGGUCUUUCUCUAGAUCUGAUCAUUUAUCUUUGCAUAUGAAGAGACAUUAGCUCAUGUUCCUUGUCAAGUCUUUUUUUGAGAGAAUAUGAAGAAAUUAUUUAGCCUCAUAUUGAGAAGAAUGCAGUUUUUAUUCAUUCAUUGGAGGCAGUACAAAGUCAUUGUUUAGUAUCAUUCCACUGUAGUGAAAGGUUUUGUCUCAAUGUUUACGACGAUCUCUGUGAAGUCAGAGUGAUAAAAUGGUUAAUGAUUGUUGACAAGUGUACAUUUCUAAAGUGACUAUAAGCUUUAGGAACAAUGCUUUAAAGGGACUCGGGGCAUUCCAUGUUUUCAUUGUUGAAAGAGUAAUUGUAUUACUCAUGUUUUUGACUUGCGUUAAAAUCAAACUCAAUUGCUCAUAAAUUGCUUCCUCGUGUGCUUAGGUAUUGCUAGAAUCUGUUCAUCUGAAUGAAAAUUAGGGAAAUCACAAAUAAUAGAAAUGAAGCAUUGAAUAUUAUUUAUGAACUAGUCUAAUGCAUGUAUUAUUUUGAAGCUAAAUAAUUUCUCUUAUAUUUUGGGAAUUAUAUAUAAGAACAUCUUAUUUAAAAAUUUUUAUUCUUCAAAUAUUGAUGAGAUGAAUAUUUAAAUAUUUAAGAAUUCGCUCAAGAAAAUGCGUGUCUUGAAAUAAAUGGAAUUUACAAAUGGGUUCAAAACAAACCUCAACACUAUUUGCAGAUCAAAAAGAGGUUUUUCAUUGAAAAUUGCUUAAAUAUCCUAUUUACUAUCUGAAUUCAUGAGCAAUCAUUAAUUUGGUGCAGUUUGAAAGUUUUAUUUUUCUGAUUAAUUUCUCUUUUUUAUCAUCAAUCUUUCACUGGAUCCUUGUACAAGCUUCAAGCAGUGAUAGAUAAAAUUGGGUUCUUAUUGAAUAUUUUUUACUGAAGAACUGUACUCAAAAAUUUUUAUGUAUUUAUAUCGAGAGUAGUGAGUUUUUUGUGCAGUUUAUGUGAAACUACUGAAAUUUGAAAUUGCUAAUUUUCUAAUUUAUCUUCUAUCUUUUGAGAUCUGUAUGCAUGGUAGCUAGUAUGAAAGUAAUCUUAUUUAAAAUAUUUGGAGUAUUAAAAAAAAUAAAUAAAACGAUACAGUGAUCUUAACAAUAUUCUGAAAUGUAUCAAAUUAAUAUUGUGGUAUUCAAAGGUAUUAAAAGGAUACAGUAAUGAAAAGGGUAAAUAUACUAGAAAACUGUAACUAAAUUAGAAGCUAUUGUACAAAAUGUUGCAUAUCAACAAAAAAUGGGUUAAAAUGGGGGGGGGAUAUUUGCCUGUAUCAAUUAAAAAUCACAUUACAUAUUUUAUAGUAUAUGCUAUAUUUAUGAUAUGAUUUUCAUUUUAUUUUCUAUUUAUGAGAAAAUUUCAGGUUUAGACAGGUCAAGAAUAUUGUCAUGUCAUCUACUAUAAUAUGUUAAUUGCACUUGAAAAAUUAGGCAGUUUUGUACACGUCUUAAUGCUUUUUUAAUAAUAAAAUGAAUUUUUAUUUGAUUCAGAAUCAUGAUUCUAGCAGUAACCAUCAUCGUACAUAUUUACGAACAAAAUAAAGCUUAAAUUUUGAUUGUGCUUAAGUAUUACUGUAAAAAACUGUAUUCUAAUUACAGUUGUUUUUAUUUAUGAAAUUUAUACAGUAUUUAUAAAAGCAUUUGGAAUAUCUCAAAAUUCACUUCCAAAAAGGCAUAUUUUGAAAUUUUGCCGUUGCUGUGUAUUUAUAGAAUUUUUAUUAAAUGUAUGCAGAGUAAUUAAAAAACAAUUACACAUAUUUGUUUAUUUUAUUGUAGGUAAUUUUAUCAUAAUAUUUCAUUUAUGUCCCUCUAAUUGCAUUGGCCAGUAUUUCUCUCCAUCUCUCAUGCUUUUUAAUUUUUGCACUGUGAUUAGGGCUUUAUGUCUUGUUUAAUUAUAUCUGUUCUUAUGUGUUUGUCUGACGAGGUACACAUUUAAUGUACUGAACCUUAUGAUAAAUAUUGAGCCCAUUAAAGUAGCAGAUUUGUUUUCAUUAGACUGUGUGUAAAGUUUAUAUGAGUAGGAGGCAAGAGGUCAUUUGCCUUUUUUAAGUAAGUUGCCAUUAAAUUUGUGAAUUAUUUAUUAUUUAAUUUCAAAAACAAUUGUAACAAGAGUCAGUAACUUUCAUAAUAAUGUGUUUCAUUGUAAUUAUAAUACAUAUAAUAUAUUCUUUUUCUAUAGUAUACUUGUACAGUAUUUUAUUUAAAAAAAUUCUGCUUUUUAUUGUAUCAGGUCUUGAUGAUUUUUAGCAUGCUGUACAUUUUAUUACAAUAUCAUUCACUGAAUUUAAUCAGUUAAGGAUUUGAUGUGAAAGAAUAUUUUAUAAAUACAUAGUUUUUUUUAAUCCAAAUAGUAUAGAUUUUUUAAACAUAAUCUUAUCAGCGGAUUGAAAGUAGUAAGCUGUUUUGUCCUAUCAGAAAAAAAAAGGGGGCUUAUUAAUAAAUCAUGUUCUUCUGUCCCUUUGAAUUGCUUAUACUUUCUUAAAAGUCUGUUUCUGUUCAUCUGUUCAAAACUCAAAUUUAGUAAAACAUCAGCACUCUUUUAAGGCCUUAUUGCUCUACUUUACAUUAACUGAAUUCUGAGUCACUAUAAAAGCAACAUAAAGUUCAAUGUUAUGUGGAAAGGUAUUUUUAAAGAAUAUUUUUAAUUAAAAAGAUAGAAUUAAUUUUUUAAAUUUAAUUAGAAAUGUUUUUGGGGUACAUUUUCUGAAGGUAUAUUUGCAGUUAUUAUCAAUGUAAUUGCAAGUUUAGGUUACUUAUUCAGAAAUUUUACA
Stegodyphus dumicola is the source of this 3678-nucleotide messenger RNA. RefSeq lists its product as uncharacterized. Gene Ontology annotation, biological process: regulation of transcription by RNA polymerase II. Gene Ontology annotation, molecular function: RNA polymerase II cis-regulatory region sequence-specific DNA binding; DNA-binding transcription factor activity, RNA polymerase II-specific. The record is from RefSeq and is a predicted model, not a curated record. NCBI's taxonomy places the organism in Eukaryota, Metazoa, Arthropoda, Arachnida, Araneae, Eresidae.